Messenger RNA from Pygocentrus nattereri (red-bellied piranha), 3266 nucleotides. RefSeq names its product zinc finger protein 513a (gene znf513a). Gene Ontology annotation, molecular function: DNA-binding transcription factor activity; RNA polymerase II cis-regulatory region sequence-specific DNA binding. Bases 888 to 2315 code for a protein of 475 amino acids. The record is from RefSeq and is a predicted model, not a curated record. NCBI's taxonomy places the organism in Eukaryota, Metazoa, Chordata, Actinopteri, Characiformes, Serrasalmidae. The transcript is spliced from 3 exons. Gene Ontology annotation, biological process: regulation of transcription by RNA polymerase II.
AUACUUGGGCCAAAGAUGAUGUGACUUGGGGAUUAAAAUCAAAGUCUAUUCCAAUAUUUGUAUUAAAAGACCUAAGCAAUGUCAUUUGUGGUAUUGUGAUAUGACCAUGAUCCUAAUAACUAAUGUCAUAUCUUACAGACUGUAUUUGCUGCUUGCAUUAAAUGCUUUUUUUUUUCUUCUUUGCCAUGUUUGUUUAUAAUACGUAUAUGGGCAUUUAAAGUUCAGGUUCAGAUGGCAUUAUCUGUAGGGGGGAGUGUUUUUUCAUGCACAGCUGAAAGAUGGAGCUCAGCAUUUUAGAAAUAUCUCUGGCUGUAGCAUUCUGUCAGAGCACACAAUCUGAAAAUAGCAAAUCAUGGGGAAAAAAAGCAAUGUGCCACCAUUAUAAGGGUCAUCAAGACAGCCAUCAUCAUCAAGGACACCAUUACAGGAAGGCAUUUAUUCAUCAUCAUCAUCAUCAUCAUCAUCAUCUCUCUGUGUCUUUAUCAUCAUCAUCAUCAUCAUCAUCAUCUCCUCUCGGUGUCUUUAUCAUCAUCAUCAUCAUCACCACCCCCUCAUCAUCAUCAGCAGAGCCAUUAUAGUCAUCAUCAUUAUCAUUAGGCUGGGUAAUCAUCCACUGAGGGUUUCUGAAAAGCCCAAUAUAAAGGCCAGCUCAGGCUUCAGUCGCACACUUGGUUCUUCCGUGUGUGAGGAGAGGGCUGCACAAGAGAGAUCUGUUUCUUCGAGUAUGAGAAAAUGCUGAAGCCUUUUCAGUUUCUUCAUCACAGUUCACUUUUUCUUUGUUUCUCAUAAGGAUACCGAGGCAUCUUUAAAUGUUUUAACUGCCUGAUAUCAGUCUGCCUAGCUUCCAACUGGGAGACGAAGAGAGCUCCUCCUUCAGUCGUCUCAGCAUGGAGAGUGAUGCAGAUGACCUACAUGCUGUCGAGAAUGAGCACGAAGAGGGGACGUCUGAAGCCAACUUCCCCCCAUACCUGUCCUGCAGGGGCUGCACUCAGCUCCUGGACGAGCCUCUGGGACCUGGCAUGGACCUGGUCGGGCCGUACUGCCUGCGCUGCUGCAAAGGGAACAUGAGUGGUGUGGUGGACAGGGCACAACGGGGACUCUGCUCGGGCUCAGGCUCUGGCUCACAAACUGCAGGGACUGGCACAGAGAGAUUGGGGAGUGAGGACGGCUCCCUGAAGCUCCACUCAUGCAUGUUAUGUGGCUUCUCCUCACGCUACACAAAUCAUGUCAAAAGGCACAUGAAGGUUCAUAAUGGUGAGAAGCCUUACAGGUGUCCGCUGUGUUCUUAUGCCUCUGCUCAGCUGGUGAACCUACAGAGGCACUUGCGUAUCCACACUGGGGAGAAACCUUACAAAUGUGAGCACUGCACAUUUGCCUGCAGUUCCCUGGGGAACCUGAAAAGACACCAGCGUAUGCAUACGGUCACAAAUCCUGCUCAGACUAUGCAGCGACCAGCGAGUGGCCAAAGCCUCCGACGUCCUGUUGUGGGCCAAAAACGACAAGAUGUUCCCAGUGCCUCAAAUGAAGGACCUGUGAGGUCAGACGCUAUGCGAUCAGAAGCAAGUUUGAAUGUUGGAGGCGACAGCAGGUAUCUUCAAGCGUUUGCAGGCCUAAAGCCAGAGCAGCAGUCCUCUUCCCGAGCACUGGAGCAAGGGCAGGCCAGAACGCAGGCCGCAGCUCUGCCCCCAUUGCUCUUUCCUUUCACCUGCCGGCUGUGUGGCCUGGCCCUGGAUGAUGAGGAUGGCUCCUCUGCACAGAUCUGCGCAAAGUGCACCCUGGAGAUGCUCACGAAAGACACACCAGGCUCUGCUGGCGAACGGGGGGACAAAGUGUACACCUGCGCCGCCUGCCCCUUCCUCACACACUACCCUAACCACCUGGCCAGACACAUGAAGACACACAGCGGAGAGAAGCCCUACAAGUGCCCCCAGUGUGACUAUGCGUCCGCCCACUUCGACAACCUUAAGCGCCACCACCGAGUGCACACAGGCGAAAAGCCCUACAAGUGUCACCUGUGCGAUUAUGCCUGUGGGAACCUGGCCAAUCUCAAGAGGCACCAACGGGUGCACUCGGGGGCUAAGCCUUUCCAGUGUGCUGUUUGCAACUAUAGCUGCAACCAGAGCAUGAACCUAAAGCGCCACAUGCUGCGCCACACUGGCGAAAAACCACACAAGUGCCAGGAAUGUGGCUACACCACAGGGCAUUGGGACAAUUACAAACGGCACCAAAAGAAGCAUGGACUGGCCACAGAUGGCUGGGUGAAGGUGCAGCUGCCUGAGAACGAGGAAGAGGGGGAGGAUGACGAGGAGGUGUAGCUUGGCAACGGGAGAAAUGACUACAAUAUGAUGAGAAAGAUCAUUUGAAAUUGAGAUUGUACUGCAGAUAGCAGAUGAUGGAGAGGUGUUAUUGUACCAGCAUAAGCUUAGUCAGCUAUUCUUUUUUUUUUUUUUUCCUGUGUCAUUAUUUUUCAUGUUUCUUAAACAUCCAAGCUGCUACACAGAUUUGUGCACAAGUUUAAAGAUGAAUAGAAUGUUUAAUGCCUUUGAGAAGGAUUGGGUUGUGAUUACAGACCUCCUAGAAGUCUGCUCGGAGUGCCCUUGAUUCAUUUGUCAGUGCCAAACAGACAUUAUAUACUGCUACCUUGAUGAAAUGCAAUUCCUCCUUCAGUGUUUACCUUGCAUGCCUAUUCACCAUUGCUCUGCACCGCUGCCUAUAGAACAGUCUAACUGUAAACCUUCUUUGGUUUCUCUGAGGCCUUUGCUGUCUAAAUAACAUUUUUAAACCUGCACAACACCCCUUUACAAAUAAUAUGUUUACUGUUAAUGUCAGUAUUAAAACUGAGUCAUGAACACUGCAGCUUUCAUUUAAGGAGAAAUUGCUGGGAAUAGUGUUGCUUUUUGUUUGUUUGUCUCAAUUGUGAUAUAGCCCAUUGUUUAGUCUGAUGUUACUUGAAGCAAAAUAAUGCAUAGUAAACAUUAGACUGUCAUGCUUAAUGUAAAGCUUUUAUUUUUGUAUGUAAUAUUUUUUUGUUGUUGUUGUUGAUGUUUUUUCAAAAGAAUGUUUGGCAUGUAUUUGCCACCAGUGGCAUUAAGUUAAAGAAAAUGGACCAUAAAUUCUAUAUGCAGUUUAUAACUUUCAGGUUGCCAAAAUUAUCCAACAGUGAGAUGGAUUCUCUUCAGUGUGUGGUGCUUGAGUGUUUUCUUGUAAUUAUGCAGUGGUUUCAUAAUUGCCUUAAAUAUUCUGAAAUAAAACACUUUGUGGUGACA